GCGCUGGCCCAAAGCCGCCCAACUGGUCCUGCCCAUACCAAAGUGCCCAUGCCACCUUAUUGGGCAGUGAGCACACAGGGAAGGCAAAGGUGGCUUGCAGCCAGCCAGUCAGGAAGAUAAUCUGCUCCCACAAGUUACAUAAUGCAACGUGAAGUCAAAGGGAACCGCAUUUGCAGUAUUUGCUGCUUUGCAUUCGUCACAUCAUUUUCGCCUUAUUUUAAUCUGGAGCACGAAGAGUUAUGAAGGGCCACAUUUCCGAUGCAAAUUAUAUUUACUAGGAUUCCACAGGAGUCCUCUUUUUGUUGAGUCUUUUUGCCACUUGUUUCUUUUGUACUAUACGAUAGCUUUCGCUUCACAAGAAAGAUUAGAAAAGUUGUGCGUGGGAUUCAGGAAAAAAUCUAUUUAUGAGCCAUCAGACCGGCUGGUGGUGAAGACGGUGGUGAUGUGUGGGAGAGGCUUGGCAGGUGUUAGUUGGGAUCCAGGAACAUAAGCCAGGGGUUGCUGGCCGGAAUCUUGCAGAGCGGUGACCACAAACAAUAAGAGUGGCAUGGAACCGGCUGGAGCGUGAUCUAGUAGACCUCGGGCCUCAGUAACUUUGCGUCUCGGGCUCGGGCGGGCCUAGGCGAGCUCCACCCCUCCAAGGCGCAGGGUCGCCUGGGCCCGCCCCGCGGCCACGCAGCUAUUGGUCGAUGCCGACUCAGCCACCUGCCCCUACCUUGCGUGGGCGGUGCUACCUGGGCCCCGCCCCCACGGCUCGGGUUCCCAGGCCGCGCUUACCCCUCCUCCUCCGGCCCCGCCCCUGGCGUGAGGCCCCGCCCCUCCUAGUCCCGGAGCCCGGGCACCUCGUGAUGUCACGGCCGCUUUGAUACAAAGAGCCCCUUCGGCCCACGCGGGUCUCCCGGCAACGGGCGCGGGCGGGGGCGGGGCCGGCGCCUUCAACUGGUGCCGAACGGUGCGAGCGGCGGCGCAAAGGCUUGGGGAUUGUUCCUUGAGCUCUCGGGUUGCCCUCCGCGUCCCUACUCAUCCUACUGACCCGCGCUGAGCUUCUUGUCCCUCUGCAGAGGACCGAUCCGCAACUGGACGGGGAUGCACACCCCGCCUGCUCCCGGGAGUCAGGACAUUGAGGUCCCCGGCUCCACCUUUGCUGAUGGCGAGCUCAUCCCCAGGGAGCCCAGCAUCUUUCCCGAGGACGAGGAGGAGCCUAUGAUGACACUGGCCCCAGCCGAGGGCUCCCUGGAGUCAGAUCUGGACAGCCCCAUGGAAAGCACCCAGAGCCUGGAGGGGUCUGUCGGGAGUCCCGCCGAGGACAAGGAGCGGGGUCUCGGGAGCCUGUUUCUGCCAGARGACAAGUCCCUGGUCCACACUCCAUCCAUGACGACAUCAGACCUCUCCACACAUUCCACCGCCUCACUAAUCAGCAACGAGGAGCAGUUUGAAGACUACGGGGAGGGGGACGACGUGGACUGUGCCCCCAGCAGCCCCUGCCCCGAUGAUGAGACCAGGACCAACGUCUACUCAGACCUGGGGUCUUCGGUGUCUUCCAGUGCGGGGCAGACACCGAGGAAGAUGCGGCACACGUACAACAGCGAGCUGCUGGAUGUGUACUGCUCUCAGUGCUGCAAGAAGAUCAACCUGCUGAAUGACUUGGAAGCCCGGCUGAAAAACCUGAAGGCCAACAGCCCCAACCGAAAAAUCUCUAGCACUGCCUUUGGACGGCAGCUCAUGCACAACAGUAACUUCAGCAGCAGUAACGGCAGCACUGAGGACCUGUUCCGGGACAGCAUUGACUCCUGUGACAAUGACAUCACGGAGAAGGUAAGCUUCCUAGAAAAGAAGGUGACAGAGCUGGAGAAUGACAGCCUGACCAGUGGGGACCUGAAGAGCAAGCUAAAGCAGGAGAAUACACAGCUGGUGCACAGGGUGCAUGAGCUGGAGGAGAUGGUGAAGGAUCAGGAGACCAUGGCCGAGCAGGCACUGGAGGAGGAGGCCCGGCGACACCGUGAAGCCUACACCAAGCUGGAGCGGGAGAAGAGCACGGAGCUGGAGCUGCUCCACACCAGGGUGCAACAAUUAGAGGAGGAAAAUACUGAGCUCAGGACGACAGUGACGCGACUCAAGUCACAAACCGAGAAACUGGACGAGGAGCGGCAGCGCAUGUCCGACCGGCUGGAGGACACCAGCCUGCGGCUCAAGGACGAGAUGGACCUGUACAAACGCAUGAUGGACAAGCUGCGGCAGAACCGCCUGGAGUUCCAGAAGGAGCGGGAGGCGACACAGGAGCUCAUCGAGGACUUGCGCAAGGAGCUGGAGCACCUGCAGAUGUACAAGCUGGACUGCGAGCGGCAGGGCAGGGGCCGCGGCUCCUCCGGCCUGGGCGAGUUCAGUGCCAGGGCCCGCGAGGUGGAGCUGGAGCACGAGGUCAAGCGGCUAAAGCAGGAGAACCAUAAGCUGCGGGAUCAGAAUGACGACUUGAACGGACAGAUCCUGAGCCUCAGCCUCUAUGAAGCAAAGAACCUCUUUGCUACCCAGACCAAAGCCCAGUCUUUGGCUGCAGAAAUUGACACAGCAUCUCGAGAUGAGCUAAUGGAAGCCCUAAAAGAACAGGAGGAGAUCAACUUCCGGCUGAGGCAGUACAUGGACAAGAUUAUCCUGGCCAUCCUGGACCACAACCCCUCCAUCCUGGAGAUCAAGCACUGAGGAGGUGGCUGGCUGCAGAGCGGCCUUAGGACCUGGGGACCAAGGGGCAGGCCCUGCCCCAGGAUGUGGGCCUGGGCCCACACUCACACUGUAAAUGUACCUCUGGCCACAUGCGUACCGUGUACUGGUGUAUAUGUGGGCUGAGCGUGGGACCAUGGCUGGUGACACCUGCGCAGUGAGCUGUGUGUGCACUUUGUGGCCCCUUUGCAAGGGGCAGAGGGUACUGGCAGCGGAGAGAACAAGGUCUGCCAUGGGAGUUCCUGCGAUAACGAGAACUGGACAAUUAUGUUUCACUUACUGGAUAAAAUGAUUCUACCUCUGGGAUAAGGAUUAGAAAUACUCUAGGGAGACAGGCUCUUCUCUCCCUGCCCCACCUCCCGGGACGAGGAGCAAAAUCUGAUCUUUUCCAGGAGUUUGGUUGCUCUUUCCAGCCUCUUUGGCCAUCAAGCCCAGGUAUUUGAGCUCAAAGAGAAGGAAGGGGCGUCUGGGGGGACCCAGUGGAGGAGCCCUCGGGCAGCCCUCUGUGGGGCAGUGUACGGUGUCCAGAGGACUCGGGUUCGCAGAGCUGUAGACAGGCCGUCCUCAUUGCUGGGUUCUUGGCAUCUUGACGUUCUCCYUGCCCUCCCCGCCUGCUCACCUACCUCCCCUUUAUGGUUUGGUUUUGUUUUUAAGACAAUGAAAUAGAAGCACCAUUCACUUGGGUAUAAAAUGAAGAAAUCAAAAGGAAAGAAGCAGCUUAGGAGGUGGGGGUGUCAAAACAGGUUGGGCAACCAAAGAAAGGAUUCCCAGAGGGGCAGGGCUGCCCGCAGCCGCGCAGACGGACUAUCGCUUGUCACUGGUGAGGACUGGUGAGGGCAGGCCUCGGGAUGGAUUCCAGAAUCCGAGCUUGGGCUCCCCUGGGGAGCUAGAGCGGCCCCCCUUCUUUGGUCUUCAUCCAGGGGAACAGACACUGCGCUGGUGGGACAUGCAGGUGGGAAAGUUGCAGGGAAACCUUUGUCUUCCGUGCUUUGGACACAUGGUGGGAAUUUCCACCGUGGAUUUUUAAUGUGAUCUCUUGUUCUCAGCAGCAGGGAAUAGAUGUGGUCCUUUCCUUCGAGUUUUCCAGUCUAUCUGAAUUUUCUAUAGCUUGUGAUUCCUUUCCUUGACCCAAAUCUAUAUAAACACAUAUGGUCUUAUUUCUUCCCCUGCAGUUUCUUGUUUUCUUCAGCACAUCUAGCRGGAAAAGGAAGGUUCGGGCAUGUUGGGGAGGGUAGAGAGGGGUGUAUGCAGAGAAGGCGGGCAGCGGAGGAUGAAGAGGGGACCUGGGGGACUUGGGUGUGUCCCCAGGUUUGGAGGCAGGGCUGUAGCCAAGACUGAUCUUUGUUCCAUUCCAAUCAACUUUGCUUCUGUUGGAUUUUGUGAUUUCUUUUUAAUAUGUGCAGUUUGGUCUCAUGCUGCAAAUAAUGGGGUUGCACUGGUUCUGCCCAGGACUCUGGAAUUACCCAGGCCCAGAAGACUGGCUGGGGCAUUUUCUCUAGAAGGCCCUGUUCUCAGGAUACUAGGCUCCCCCAAGGGUCUGAGAAGACACAGGCAGAGAAAGGCGGCCUGAGGAGUGGGUCUCUUGAGAAUUUGCCAGUAGCAAGGAAUGGCCACCACCAGAGGCAAAUGACAAGUUGCAACAUGGCAUUGACCUGGGUUUUCUAUUGCAAGAAGUGCCACUGAGGCCGGCCAAGUCAGGGCCCUGGUCCAUGGGGGUGAGUAUUUAAUAAGUAAAAUUGCAUAUGUUCUUUAGCUGCAUUAGUGCAGAUUCCAGAGAAGGCCACAGAAGCCAGAGUUAGAGCCGCUGUGAAGGAAUUUCUGCCAGGGGAAGAGGAAGUGGGAAAAGACAGCCUGCUCCAUUCUCCUCGCCUCUCCCYGUAGGGGGCGCCAUUGGCAUGGGUUUCCUGAGAGGCCAAAAAAAAAGUCAGGUCUAAAAGACCCUCUGGAUCUGAGCUAGUGUCAGAGAGAGGGACUUUUAAAUGAGGGAGUGAAUUCCCUGUAACACACACCUUCCAUUAAAUCCAACCUCCUUACUUUCUUCGGCCAGGAUGCAUUUCUUGUCUGUCAGCUCAGCUUUUUAAGAUCAGGUAUGUUUGGGGGCUGGAGAUGUAGUUCAGUGGUAGAGGGCUUGUGCAAGGGCCUGGAUUCAAUCCCUACUGCCGCCCCCCACACCCCACCCCCCAAAUCAUGUAUGUCUUUAAAAUGCUCUUCUGAUCCUGAAGGCUAGCCUGAUGGGAGCUGAUGCCCCAGCUCCACAGCCCUGCUCCCGCUGUGUUUUCUGCCUCCCUUGCUCAUUUUCCAGCUGGGAGUUCUACCCCAGCUGUCCCUUGUUGUAUUGCUAGGUGGUAAACAUGUGCCCAGUUAGAUUUGAACUUCAGGCUAGGCACAGUGGUCACACCUGUAAUCCCAGAGGUUUGGGAGGCUGAGGCAGGAGGAUCAUGAGUUCAAAGC
Molecule: messenger RNA, 5166 nt
Organism: Urocitellus parryii (Arctic ground squirrel)
Lineage: Eukaryota; Metazoa; Chordata; Mammalia; Rodentia; Sciuridae
Gene: Rab11fip4
Product: RAB11 family interacting protein 4
Biological process (GO): regulation of cytokinesis; endocytic recycling
Cellular component (GO): cleavage furrow; midbody; recycling endosome membrane
Molecular function (GO): calcium ion binding
Source: RefSeq, a predicted model, not a curated record